AUGUCUCCUGCGACAGCUCUGGCGGCAGUUUGUUUUGGUUCGUGGAUGAACUCAGAUGAUUUUUAUUUGAUUUGAAAUCAACGGAAUCCAAAUGAUUCACGAGCUGCUGAUGGCGCUCAGCGGAUAUCCGGGAGAUAUUCUCACCUGGAGCAAAGGGACAGGGUUACAGGUUUCUCAGGACCUGCCCUUCCUCCAUCCCAGUGAGACCGCUGUCCUCAACCGGCUCUGUAAACUGGGCACCGACUGUAUUCGACUUAAAGAGUUCAUAGAACAACACACUGACCAUGUUCAUCUACAAGAGCAUCACACAAACCAGCCGAGCCAGACUGGACUUCACGGGAGUUACUUGUGGGCUUUCUGCGCCGGACUGGACUCGAUGCUGCGGCCGUACAGACAGACGCUGCUGGACCUUGAACAAGAGUUCCUUGGAGAUCCACAUCUCACAAUAUCCCACGUGAAUUAUAAGCUUCAUCAGUUCCAGCUGCUGUUUCCCUCUGUGGUGGUGGUGGUAGAGACGAUCCGAUCUCAGAAGAUCCAUGGCUGUCAGAUCCUGGAGACGGUGUACAAGCACAGCUGUGGGGGACUUCCUCCUGUUCGCAUGGCCUUAGAAAAGAUUCUUGCUGUGUGCCACGGUGUGAUGUACAAGCAGCUCGCAGCCUGGAUGUUACACGGAUUUCUACUGGACCAAAGUGAGGAGUUCUUCGUGAAGCGGGGGCCCAGCGCUGGAGGAGCUGCUGCCAACCAGGAGGAGGAGGAGGAAGACCUGGGACUGGGAGGCUUGAGCGGGAAACAGCUGAGGGAACUACAGGACCUGAGGCUGAUAGAGGAGGAGAACAUGCUGGCUCCAUCUCUGCAGCAGUUCUCUCUGAGAACAGAGAUGCUGCCGUCAUACAUUCCGAUCAGAGUCGCUGAGAAGAUCCUCUUUGUGGGAGAAUCCGUCCAGAUGUUUGAAAACCACAACCACAGCCCUUCUAGAGCUGGCUCCAUACUGAAGCGCCAGGAGGACAUGUUUGCUGCUGAGCUGCACAAACUCAAACAGCAGCCUCUGUUCAGCCUGGUGGAUUUUGAGAAUCUGAUUGAUCGCAUCAGGAGCACGGUGGCCGAGCACCUGUGGACUCUGAUGGUGGAGGAGUCGGGUCUGCUCGAACAGCUCAAGAUCAUUAAAGAUUUCUACUUGCUGGGUCGUGGGGAGCUCUACCAGGUUUUUAUCGACCUCGCGCAGCACAUGCUGAAGACGCCUCCAACAGCCGUCACUGAGCACGAUGUCAACGUGGCGUUUCGACAGGCGGCUCAUAAGGUUCUGCUGGACGACGACAACCUUCUGCCUCUGCUGCACCUCACUGUGGACUAUCAGGGUAAAGACAGCAAAGACGGGUCAGGCCCCAGAGACGGAGCCACUCCCCCACAGGACACCUCCCCUCGCGAGGUUCCUCCCUCAGGCUGGGCGGCUCUCGGCCUCAUCUACAAGGUCCAGUGGCCGCUGCACAUCCUCUUCACGCCGGCUGUGUUGGAGAAGUACAACGUCGUGUUCAGGUACCUGCUGAGCGUGCGGCGGGUGCAGCUGCAGCUGCAGCACUGCUGGGCUCUGCAGAUGCAGAGGAAGCACCUCAAGUCCAGUCAGACCGAUUCUGUCAGAUGGAGGCUACGCAACCACAUGGCCUUCUUGAUUGACAACCUGCAGCAC
This is a messenger RNA of Paralichthys olivaceus (Japanese flounder), 1684 nucleotides long. The record is from RefSeq and is a predicted model, not a curated record. NCBI's taxonomy places the organism in Eukaryota, Metazoa, Chordata, Actinopteri, Pleuronectiformes, Paralichthyidae.